AUUAAAAAAUCCAAAAAGAAGAAGAGGAAGAAAGAACAAACCAGACACAUUCGAACCUCUUCCCCAGCUGCCUUUAAUCCAUAAAAAAGAUCACAUUUUUUUACUUGUCAACGCACAUCCCCACCCCUCCACCAACGCGGCGGCGACACUACACAGAGCUUCAUUAUCCUCUCCAGACUAACUGAAGGAAGUGGAAUAAAAGUUGUAUCUUUGAGAGGAUGCUACAACUAUUGGCUGGUGACCCUUCUGCCCAAAGUUAUUGGUUGAAUUGGAAGGCUUUUCUCUGUGAAACCUGGGUACUUUCAUCCAUAGUUAUAUCAUUAGUCUUGAUAUGGAAGAACGAAUGUUUAGAUAGAGACAGUUCCGGCUCCGAUGGAGGGGUGAAGUGGCGAGACAAAUCCUGGCAUUACUGGUUUGAUGAGUCUUGGAGGCCAUGUAUUAAAGAAAUACAUCCAGUUCUUUUGAUGGUUUUCCGGUUAGUUGCUUUUGUUUUACUGCUAGCAGCACUUACGGCUGAUGUUAUCGUUCAUGGCUUUGACCUGUUUCUCUAUUACACUCAGUGGACAUUUAUGUUGGUAACAAUUUACUUUCUGUUUGGAUCACUGCUUUCUAUAUAUGGAUGCUACUGGUGUUAUAAACCAACCAACAACUUCAAUGAUUUUAUAUUGAUGGAUGAGGAGAACAAUUUGCAAAUGGCUCUCUCUCAUACACAAUAUCUGCAAGGAGUGAAUACAGGGGACAACCUUGUCUUACAACGGAAACUUUUCGUUCCCAAAAGUAUGGGUCUUUUUGGUUACGUAUUUCAAAUUUUAUUUCAGAUAACUGCUGGAUCAGUGAUGCUCACUGACUGUUUGUACUGGACCGUCAUUUUCCCAUUCCUUUCUAUCAAAGAUUAUGACUUGAGUUUUUUGACAGUGGUUGCACAUUCUCUGAAUGCUAUCCUGCUUUUAGGUGAUAUAACAAUGAACUCCUUGCAAACCCGUUGGUUCCGGAUUUCAUAUUUUCUCUUGUGGACUAGUGUUUAUGUCAUCUUCCAAUGGAUUGUUCAUGCAUGUGUAUCAACCUGGUGGCCGUACCCAUUUCUUGACAUGUCUUUACGAAUUGCUCCCUUGUGGUACUUGGUGGUGGCUUUAAUGCAUAUCCCCUGCUAUGGGAUAGUAGUAUUACUGAUUAAAUUGAAGAGAAGUGUAUUGUUCAAAUGGUUCCCUGAAUCAUGUUGCUUCCUUUAAUGAGAUCUUUAACCCGAGCCUGUUUCAUGUCAAAAUGCUGGUUCAUUUGGUUUGUUGUAUAACGAGGGUUUCCAAAGUUAGAGAGUUAAUCAAGUCAUUAUUGAUUGUGAUUGCAACUUGCAAGAUGUUGCUCUUUUCCGUUGGCCCCUAGUUUUUCAAUCGUUUUUGUAAUGUAGAAUUAUGCAAGGGAAUUUGAAUAAAUUUCAGUAUAUAUAAUUCUAUAGGUUUUAUGAGUUAAACUAUGUCCAUCUUUCUUUCCCA
Cuscuta europaea is the source of this 1490-nucleotide messenger RNA. Lineage: Eukaryota; Viridiplantae; Streptophyta; Magnoliopsida; Solanales; Convolvulaceae. The record is from the annotation of a GenBank genome assembly.